Rotaria sp. Silwood1 is the source of this 1941-nucleotide messenger RNA. The record is from the annotation of a GenBank genome assembly. NCBI's taxonomy places the organism in Eukaryota, Metazoa, Rotifera, Eurotatoria, Philodinida, Philodinidae.
AUGUUUCUUUGUUUAUAUUUUGCCAAUACUAUUAUACCAUUAUCCAAUGAACAAUUAAUGAUAAUAAAUAAAGGUUUGAAAUUUAUUCCACCGUGUCAAAGUCAUUUCUUAUCGAAUAAACCAAUUGAAAAAAUUAUUGAACGAGAAUAUAAGCGACUUUACGAUGAAAAUGUUAAAAACCUUACAGAUUACACUUUUCCAACUACUGAUACAAGAGCUAAAGAAUAUUUUCUUGCAAUUAAAACUUUACUUAAACAACUUUAUAUGAAACCCAUACCAAACAAAAUUGCAAGACAUGCUCGAUAUUUAAGUCGUAUGAUAAAAUCAAUGCAACGACAAUUACGUAAAGCAAAUAUUACUGUUGGACAAACUGAUAAAAGUAAAUUAUUUUUUUUUAUUGAUGCACAAGAAUAUGAAGAAAAAAUUAAGAAUUACAUGAAUAAAACUAAUGCAUAUCAAGAAAUCACCAGUGGUAUUUGCCCGCUAGCUGAUAAUUUACAUUUGGUAAUAUUAUUACUUGAUCAUUUACUCGAACGGAAGGAUAUUACCAAUGAACAAUAUAAAAAAAUGUAUCCUAACUUAAAAACAUUAGAAUUGGCUCAUAUUUAUUUCAACCUGAAAGUUCAUAAGCCUGAUAUAUCAGUUCGACCUAUUGUUGCUUCUAUCAAUGCACCAGCAAGACUUGUAUCAAGUUUUUUAGAUCAACUUCUCACUCCAAUAUAUAAUUAUGUGACGAAAGACAUUACAUUUAUUAAUGGUAUAGAUGUUGUUCGAAAAUUAAAAGAAUAUCAACAACAAGGUUAUCUGACGUCAACAACACUAUUUGUUAUAUUUGAUGUCGCUGAUUUAUAUACAAUGAUCCCACGUGAUGGUGCUAUUGCUGCUUUAACACGAUUUUGUGAAAACAAUGCCAUUAAUGGAAAAAUUGGCAUACUUAAAAUAAGUACUAUUAUUCAAUUAGCAUGUGUCGUUUUAGAUACCAAUACAUUUGCAUAUAAAGAUAAGUAUUAUAGACAAAUUAAAGGUGGUGCUAUGGGUUCACCUUUUACUAUGGUAUUAGCCAAUAUUUAUAUGUUAGAAUGGGAACAAAAAUUAAUUCAACAUCAAAAACUACACAAUGGAAUUUAUGGCCGAUAUAUAGAUGAUGUAUUUAUGACAAGUAAUUUAACGAAAGAAGAAAUUCUAAAAUUACUUGAUGAAACAACUGAAACAGAUUCGAAUAUUAAAAUUACAACUACAAUUAGUCAAUCAUUAGAUUAUCUCGAUGUUACAAUAGAAAAUAACAAUGGCGAUUUAAAAACUUCUAUCUAUCAUAAAUCAGCUUCUGAACCUUAUAUUCUACCGUAUUCAUCGGAUCAUCCACGACAUGUUCAUAUGAAUAUAUUAAACAAUGCAUUAGUUCGAGCAGCUCGAAUAUGUUCCACUGUUGAAGACUUUGACAUGGAACGAUUAAGUACUGAAAUGAUACUAUUAGUGAAUGGUUAUCCACCAAAAUUUAUACAACAACAUAUGAAAAACUUCUUUAUCAAAUAUAAUGCGAUGAAUAUUUGGACUGAAUUAAAUACUGAAUCGUAUCAACAACUACAUCAUGAAUUACUUUAUAGACCCACAAGACGCGAACAAAAAGUUCAACUUGAAACAAAUGGUACAUCUUUUAAAAAGCCGACGAAUUAUGAACGCAAAGAUCAAAUAUAUUUGCAUUACACAUUCGAAAGUGGCCCAUUAAAAAAUUUUAAAAAAGAAUAUCGUCAAAUUUGGGAAAAAUACUAUGUCUAUCCAGGUUCACGUUUAAGAAAUACAAGAUUGAUUCUCGGUACCACAUUAAAUCGAACAUUACAAAGUCUUUUAAUUCACAAGAAACCCAAACGAGAUAUAUUGACAAAAAUGGAAUGUACAACACAAGCAGCUUCUCGAACAAUUCACCAGCCGUUACCUCACUAA